Molecule: messenger RNA, 1269 nt
Organism: Peromyscus eremicus (cactus mouse)
Lineage: Eukaryota; Metazoa; Chordata; Mammalia; Rodentia; Cricetidae
Gene: Gpr83
Product: G protein-coupled receptor 83
Exons: 4
Coding region: 1-1269 (422 amino acids)
Biological process (GO): neuropeptide signaling pathway
Cellular component (GO): membrane
Molecular function (GO): neuropeptide Y receptor activity
Source: RefSeq, a predicted model, not a curated record
AUGACGGUCCCUCCUGUCCUGCUGUUCUUUCUCCUGUCCUCGGUACGAGGCACUGAGCAGCCGCAGGUCGGCACUGAGCAUCCCAGCAUGGAGGUAUCCCUGACCGGGCCCAAUGCCUCGCACUUCUGGACCAACUACACUUUCUCCGACUGGCAGAACUUCGUGGGCAGGAGACGCUACGGGGCCGAGUCCCAGAACCCCACGGUGAAAGCCCUGCUCAUCGUGGCCUACUCUUUCAUCAUCAUCUUCUCGCUCUUUGGCAAUGUCCUAGUCUGUCAUGUCAUCUUCAAGAACCAGCGCAUGCACUCCGCCACCAGCCUCUUCAUCGUCAACCUGGCAGUGGCAGACAUCAUGAUUACGUUGCUCAACACGCCCUUCACUUUGGUCCGCUUUGUGAACAGCACAUGGGUGUUUGGGAAGGGCAUGUGCCAUGUCAGCCGCUUUGCCCAGUACUGCUCUCUGCAUGUCUCAGCACUGACACUGACAGCCAUUGCUGUGGAUCGGCAUCAGGUCAUCAUGCACCCCUUGAAGCCUCGGAUCUCCAUCACCAAGGGCGUCAUCUAUAUUGCUGUUAUCUGGGUCAUGGCCACCUUCUUCUCACUGCCGCAUGCCAUCUGCCAGAAACUGUUUACCUUCAAGUACAGUGAGGACAUUGUGCGCUCCCUCUGCCUGCCGGACUUCCCAGAGCCGGCUGACCUCUUCUGGAAGUACCUGGACCUGGCCACCUUCAUCCUGCUCUACCUCCUUCCACUCUUCAUCAUCUCCGUGGCCUAUGCCCGUGUGGCCAAGAAGCUGUGGCUGUGCAACACCAUUGGUGACGUGACCACGCAGCAGUACCUCGCCCUGCGACGCAAGAAGAAGACCACUGUGAAGAUGCUGGUGCUUGUGGUGGUCCUGUUUGCCCUCUGCUGGUUCCCCCUCAACUGCUACGUCCUCCUCCUGUCCAGCAAGGCCAUCCACACCAACAACGCCCUCUACUUUGCCUUCCACUGGUUUGCCAUGAGCAGUACUUGCUACAACCCCUUCAUCUACUGCUGGCUCAAUGAGAACUUUAGAGUUGAGCUAAAGGCAUUACUGAGCAUGUGCCAAAGGCCACCCAAGCCUCAGGAAGACAGGCUGCCCUCCCCAGUUCCUUCCUUCAGGGUGGCAUGGACAGAGAAGAGCCACAGUCGGAAGGCUCCGCUAGCCAGUCACCACCUGCCCUCUUCCCAGAUCAAGUCUGGGAAGACAGAUCUUUCCUCUGUGGAACCCAUUGUGGCGAUGAGUUAG